Messenger RNA from Vigna unguiculata (cowpea), 1790 nucleotides. RefSeq lists its product as uncharacterized. Gene Ontology annotation, molecular function: zinc ion binding. Gene Ontology annotation, cellular component: nucleus. NCBI's taxonomy places the organism in Eukaryota, Viridiplantae, Streptophyta, Magnoliopsida, Fabales, Fabaceae. The record is from RefSeq and is a predicted model, not a curated record.
GCGUCUUCUUCCCCAGCACAAAACAGACUAAUACUCAGAAUUCUCCUUUUGCAGCGGUUCAUGAACUCUCGUCACUGGUUGAAAUUGAAGGUUCCCACAAUAACACGAAGUGAAUCGUGGAAUUGAGUAAUGGAAGGGAAUGUGAAAAGCGAGCAAAUCGUGGACGUAGGAUCGGUUGUGGAAGCCGUUUCAGCUGAUGACGGUGACGCUCCUCUCUACAGCCUCGAAAGUCUUUGCAUGCGCUGUGGUGAAAACGGGAUCACAAGAUUUUUAUUGACUUUAAUUCCUCACUUCAGAAAGAUUUUGUUAUCAGCUUUCGAAUGUCCACACUGUGGUGAGAGGAACAAUGAAGUACAGUUUGCUGGUGAAAUUCAACCACGUGGUUGUCGUUACACUUUGGCAAUCCCAUCAGGCGAGCAGAAGAUGCUAAAUCGUCAAGUGGUUAAAUCAGAAUCUGCUACCAUUAAGAUACCUGAACUGGAUUUUGAGAUUCCACCAGAGGCUCAGCGUGGUAGUCUGUCAACGGUGGAAGGGAUACUUAUGAGAGCAGCUGAUGAACUUCAGGCCCUUCAAGAGGAACGCAAAAAAGUGGCUCCAGAGACAGCUGAAGCAAUUGAUCAGUUCUUGGUGAAACUGCGAGCCUGUGCAACAGGAGAAUCAGCUAUCACCUUUAUUCUUGAUGAUCCUGCUGGAAACAGCUUCAUCGAAAACCCGUUUGCACCGUCAUCUGAUCCAUCUUUGACGAUCAAGUUUUAUGAGAGAACUCCUGAGCAACAAGCAUCAUUGGGAUACGUUGUUGAUUCCACACAGAUUGAAAGAACUCAUGUUGAUGCUUCCGAAGGGGGAGAAGCUGUGCCUACUGAUCAAGUAAGGAGAGAACCACAUGGAUCAAUAGGUGCGACAGCUGGCCAUCGAGCCAUUGCUCAGAGUAACAGUGCCGAAAUGGCUGAAGCCUUAUUUCGAUAUACUGCACCGGAAGAGGUGAUGACUUUCCCAUCUACUUGUGGUGCCUGUGCUUCUAAGUGUGAGACUCGAAUGUUUGUCACCAAUAUUCCUUACUUUCAAGAAGUAAUUGUUAUGGCAUCCACAUGUGAUGCCUGUGGCUACCGCAACUCUGAGUUGAAACCUGGUGGACGAAUUCCUGAAAAGGGGAAAAAAAUUACUCUUUCUGUGAAGAAUGUCAAUGACCUUAGCCGUGAUGUAAUAAAGUCUGAUACUGCAAGUGUAAAAGUUCCGGAACUUGACUUGGAGCUGGCAAGCGGAACCCUUGGAGGAAUAGUUACAACUGUUGAAGGUUUAAUCACAAGAAUUGGUGAAAGCCUUGAGAGGGUCCAUGGCUUUACUUUUGGAGAUAGUCUUGAUGAAAAUAGUAGAAGCAAGUGGAUAGACUUCAAAACAAGACUAAACAAGCUUCUUAGUUUGGAAGAAGCUUGGACUCUAAUUCUUGAUGAUGCAUUAGCCAAUUCUUUUAUAGCACCUGCAACUGAUGAUAUGAAAGAGGACAAACAAUUAGCAUUUGAGGAAUACGAGAGGUCAUGGGAACAAAAUGAAGAAUUAGGUCUGAAUGAUAUGGACACCUCUUCUGCCGAAGUUGGUUCUAAAACUGAGUGAACAUCAUGUGAUUUCCUCUCCUGAUAGUUUGAUAUCAUUGAGAGAGAAGAUUGGAAAAGUGUUUUGUAUUCAGCCUCAUUGGCUCAUUAACUUGUAUCAUCCUUCUACAAUAGUUCACCUCAAAGAUGUAACUUAUUGUGAGUUAGUAAGUUAAUUGUUUUCUAUGUUUCUUUUUCUGA